Eremothecium sinecaudum is the source of this 1347-nucleotide messenger RNA. RefSeq names its product mRNA-processing endoribonuclease (gene SWT1). Gene Ontology annotation, cellular component: nucleus. The transcript has a single exon. Bases 1 to 1347 code for a protein of 448 amino acids. NCBI's taxonomy places the organism in Eukaryota, Fungi, Ascomycota, Saccharomycetes, Saccharomycetales, Saccharomycetaceae. The record is from RefSeq and is a predicted model, not a curated record.
AUGAACAUAAAUGGUGUAGGUUUUACGCACAAAAUUAACUCUGCUGGAAUCGAGAGGGCUGAGUCUGUAAAAGGUUCUGAUGAUGCUAACGCUGAUAAUUUGCAAACAGUUAGAAAUAAGUUAAAAAAUACACUAGCUGGUAGCAAGAAAGGUAAGUACAGCCUUGCAGAUUUGGACGGUGCAAUUGAAUCCACAUUUGGUUUUGAUAAGGACGGCGAUGUGGAAGUGAUGGAUCUCGAUCACGAAGGCGAAAGUGUAAUACUGUCUACCGUGCAGGAAAAUCUGGCGGACGUAGAUGCUUUUCGACCCUUACUGAGUUUCCCAAAUAGUAAUAAUGGCGAUAGUCUCAUUGGAUUGAGUAAUACUAAAGCAUUAUUUGUUGUUGAUACUAAUUUUAUAAUCUCACACAUGCAAACACUCGAAGAACUGCGGUGUCUUGGUACAGCAUAUAACCACAAGAUAAUUAUACCGAGUACGGUUUACCGGGAGCUUGAUGGUCUCAAAAAAUCCGAUCGCGUCACAGUUGUUGAAUUCCAUGGUGCGGAACGAAAAGGAACUGUCGGUGCAUUGGCACGUUCAGCGAAUGAUUGGAUUUAUAAGAAUCUGGCAAACUUAGAUUCUUCGUUAUUGGGCCAAAAAAUUCAACAGAAGCUUGACUUCAGUAGUAAAAAUGACGAUGCAAUACUGGAUUGUUGUUUGUAUUUUAGAGAGCGUAUACAAGGCCUUGUGAUAUUAUUAUCCGAUGAUAAGAAUUUGUGCAUGAAAGCUCUCUCAGAAAAUAUUCUGACAGUUUCUUAUCGUAAAGGCAUGUCUGCACAGCUAAUUGCAGAAAAAGCAUAUAUGGAAAAUCAAGCCAGUGGGGGUUCCACUCGAAAUAAUUCUGAUUUGGCAUUUUCGGAUGCUAUGAUAGAUGAUGACAAUAGUGCCCAAUGUUGUCGUGAAGACUUAUUGCAUAGCCGUGAUAUCCAAAGUAAGAUACUUGAAAUUCUCAUAUCUUCUAUAGAUAAUGUAAUGAAUGUUGAGUAUGACACAGAACUUGAAUUUGUUGGUUAUAAUAGGGAACAUUUGGUUACAUUUCAAGAUUGUGCCCGCUGUAUCCAAAACUUUUGGGUUUCAGUGUUCUCAGAGUACUUUGCAGGCUCGAAUAUAAGAAAGGAAACUUGGAAUAAAUUACCUGACACUUUGUUACAGAUAGCUAAAGAUCAAAGUUCAAUGCAAAUAUUUAUGGAAUUCUGGUCUUCUGUGCUAAGGCAUUUGUAUAUCAAAAGAGACAAAAAAGAUAACGCUAUGUUACAGGCAUUAUUAGGUGGUAUGAUGGAGAGCAAUAAAAACUAUACUGACCAGUGA